GUGAAGGAUGAGUCCACUUACAUGGGAGAUGAAGCUUAGAGCAAAAACGUGGCCAGAGAGGCACGGAAGGCACCUUUUUGUGAUUACAAAAGUCGUUGGAAGACUAUUUCCAGGAGACAGAUUUCUAUAGCAGAGCUUUCCUCCUUUUCCGUUUCUUGGUCUGGUUAUUCUGCGUUCGGAGCUGCCGUGAAAACAUUUGAACAAGGACUGUGGUCCAUAAAGACAAUUAUGUCCGUUGGAAUCGAUAUUAGUUCUGACUUUUCACUAGUUAGUAUGUCUAAAAUAGGUUAGUCCAGAAUUGAAAGGGAGUGGGGAGAUGGGGAGGGGCUGAGAGGGAGUGUCCUAGCAUAGAAGAGGCUAAUUUCAAAGCAAGAAGCUUCAAGGACCUGCCAUCUCCAUUCUUGUGCUUGGCAAGUCUGGCACGGGGAACUAGCACGGCUAGGGUUGCGAUCACUUCUUUGGCAGAGAAAAGCUUGCCGCGGGAUGCACCAGGGACAGCCUUCGGUCCGAAGCCUUAGAAUGCGACCAGCCCUCGGGCUAGAGGGCGGUAACUGCACAGUCACCCGAGCUUUAGAGCCCUCCGGCGGCGCUCAGCUGGAGGCGUGCCAAACUGUGCAUCCGGGACUCUCGCCUUCGCACCCGGCUCGCGCGGCUGUCAAUCAGCAUCCCCAGCCCGCCCCUCCCGGAGUUGAACCAACCGUAGCCCGCAGUCGGGGGUGAGGCACCCUUGCGGGGUCAGGGAGCGGGAAGGCACGGCCUGGCGUCGCGGCCACCUUUCGGAGUGCCUGCAUCCCCUCGCGGACAGCGAGCGGCGGCAGGUGGAACCGGGGAGAUUAUUGCCAUAUUUCCUAUAAAGAAUCACACUGGUCUGGUGGUCGUCUCCCUUCCCCAAUUGCCUUUAUUUAUCAUUUGGAACAUCAGGAUGCAGUUGGUUGUGGCUGGACCCCCUAGACCUUGUCUUUCCCUGCCUGGGUUGAUAAAGUUCUGUACUCUGUUACUGAGAAAGGAAAUGAAAGAAUAGGUCACCGAGGAAGGGAUGGCAGUCCCCAGUGCCCUAGAAUGGGGUUGUCCUGAGAGGACAUGAUGCACUUAAUACAGUGUUAUCGAAGUGAUUACUUCCCCAUCUACCAUGCAGACUCAGUGAAUGCAUUGGGUCUUGCUUUGGCACACCUGGCUACAUACGGUUUAGAGCUUUCAGAUUACUGACAGAAUAGAAACCAGUUCAACUGACUACUCAUCCAGCAGCUCAGAAAAACAAAGAUGGAGUUUUGAGCGAUGAUGGUAGCAUGGUGUCGGCCAUGGGUGAUCAGGAUACAGCUGGACAAUGUGGACCAAUUUCUUCAAACUACGGCUUUUCUGCUGUCUGCUUGCAGUGCUGAUGGUGGCGGCACUGGUCGUCAAUAUCACUCAGGUGGAGUACUUGGACCAUGAAACUAUAUCAGCCACGUUCAUCGACAGCAGUGGACAGUUUAUUUCCUCACAGGCUACAGGCAUUAGUCGGAAUCCCUACUGUGGCUAUGAGCACCAGACUCUGUCCAGUUGGGAACGCAUAGAAGAAGAUAACUUGUUGGCUGCCUUGCAGUGGCAGGUGCCUGACGUGGGCCUGGUCCCCUUUGUGAAGAGCACAGACCCUGCCUCCAGUUACUUUGUAAUCUUGAACUCUGCAGCCUACUUCAGGGUGGGAAGUCAGCUGGAGGUGCUGGUUCAUGUACAGGAUUUUCAAGGAAAGCCCAAGAAGUAUGGAGGAGACUACUUGCAAGCCAGAAUUCACUCCCCUAAGCUGCAGGCGGGGGCUGUGGGCAGGGUGGUAGACUACCAGAAUGGGUUUUACAAGGUAUUUUUUACUUUGCUGUGGCCGGGUAGAGUUAGAGUAUCCAUUUCUCUGGUUCACCCCAGUGAAGGGAUCAGAGUUCUGCAGCACCUACAGGAAGAGAAACCAGACAGGGUCUAUUUCAAGAGUCUCUUCCGUUCAGGAAUAAUUUCUGAAACAACUGAGUGCAAUGUAUGUCUUCCUGGGAGUCUUCCACUGUGCAACUUUACGGAUCUCUACACUGGGGAGCCCUGGUUCUGCUUCAAACCAAAGAAGCUUCCUUGCAGCAGCAGAAUCAACCAUUUCAAAGGUGGAUACCUGAAGGGCCUUCUAACCGAUGCAGACAGUGCUUUCUUCCAGAGUGGUGUCAAUAUCAAAAUGCCAAUCAACUCCAGUGGACCUGACUGGGUGACUGUGAUUUCCAGGGGAAUGAAAGCAAUUGACAACUUAGAACUCUCUCAAGACUCAGGAACUUUUCCUUCUGGGUAUUUCUACAAAGACCAGUGGAGGCCCAGAAAGUUUAAAAUGCGCCAGUUUAAUGACCCUGACAACAUUACAGAAUGCUUGCAAAGAAAAGUGGUGUAUUUAUUUGGUGACUCAACAAUCAGGCAGUGGUUUGAAUACCUUACUACAUUUGUUCCAGAUUUAGUGGAGUUUAAUUUGGGUAGUCCCAAGAAUGUGGGACCCUUCCUUGCAGUGGAUCAGAAACACAACAUCCUGCUCAAAUAUCGCUGCCAUGGCCCACCCAUCCGCUUCACCACUGUCUUUAGCAGUGAGCUCCAUUAUGUGGCAAAUGAGCUCAAUGGGAUUGUGGGAGGGAAGAACACUGUGGUUGCCAUAGCUAUAUGGUCUCACUUUAGUACAUUCCCCUUGGAAGUGUAUAUUCGGAGGCUCAGGAACAUCCGACGAGCAGUGGUCCAACUCCUAGAUCGAAGCCCAAAGACUGUGGUUGUCAUCCGGACAGCCAAUGCCCAAGAGCUGGGGCCUGAGGUGAGCCUUUUUAACAGUGACUGGUACAACUUCCAGCUGGACGUUGUCCUUCGGAGGAUGUUCUCAGGGGUUGGAGUAUAUCUUGUCGAUGCCUGGGAGAUGACCUUGGCCCAUUAUCUACCCCACAAGCUGCAUCCAGAUGAAGUGAUUGUGAAGAACCAGUUGGACAUGUUCUUGUCUUAUGUGUGCCCUUUGGAGACCUAGCAACCCUCAACGACACCAGAGGAAUCACAAUCAGCGAUCUGCAGUAUAGAAAAAGUUUUGUGUUUGGCCCCAUUGUGAGAUGGACAUUAUUAAUACGUUUAAAAUUUCAAAACAGAGCUGUGCUUUGUAUAAUGACUUGCAAAGAACUUAGACAACGCAGACUGCAUUUAUGUCUUAUCUAUAGGAUUUUUUUUCCAAUCUUGACAGCCAUCGUAGAGCUCUUAUUAACAGCAUCUACACACUGUAUUGCCCUUGUAACCAAAGAUGCUAAUGAGUGUAUCCGAACUAGCUUCUCCUAAGAGCAGAUUACUGUGCUAAUGCGUGUGAGAUAUUUUUGAAUGUAGACAGAAAGGACAAAUGUGGUUGGCAGCGGUAUGUUUGUCUCUUUUGUGGUAAAAGAAAUUGAACACAUCUUUAGAAGUAGCACAAGUGAUCCAUCUUUGGGGCUGAACUUGAGAGGGCUAUUGUUAGAGGUUCCUGUGACCAUGCUGAAGACUGCCAUAUCUCAGGAGUUUCUAUUGACAUUUAUUUUUUUUUCUGAAUUACUUGAAAAGGCCAAUGUGUGUGGUCAAAAUUUUAUAGUGAGGAUAUUAACAAUUUCCUGUUUUUAUCUAGGAAAGAAGCAAAAGGGAAAUGGGAAAACGUACAUAAAAUCUGUGCUUUGAAUUAAUACUCGCAUUAGAUAAUUAAUUAUUUGAUUCAGCUAAAUUUUAUGUGAUGAACACUUUUGGAACAGAAUGAAAUUUAUAAAUAGAAGUUUAUUUUUAUGUUCUGAAACUUGUGGGUUUUAAGAAUUGACUUUUAUGUAAAGAUGCUGUUGACUAUCAUAAAAUUGAAGGUCCCCCACAGUAAUUCCAAGUAUUUCUUUUUCUUUUUUUUUUAAUGGCUAUUAGGAGCUAAAUGCCAAAUUAGAAAUUAAAUUUAACCAGAAGUUAAUAAAAUUAGAUAUUAAAAUCCUCAACAAGUAUUUCCUCAUUUGGACAUAAAGUAUACCCAUGGUCUCAUGCUUGGAAGUAAAAAGCUACGAUUUUGCUAUCUGCUAUUCCCUUCUGCCUCUCUUUUUGUCUUUUUGAAUUGUGGAUCAAACCCAGGGCCUUGUGCAUGCUAGGUGGGUGCUCUGCCGACUGAGCUACAUCUCUAGCCCAUUGCUGGCAAUAAAAAUACAAAACAAAACAAGAUUGUCAGUUUUCGUUGACUUCAUCUUCUUAAUAUUAAAUGAUUUAGGAUCAUUUAAUAAGUACUCUACUUUUUGGAUUGUGAGAGGUUACAAUUUAGUUUUAGCUGUCCCUAAAUAGACAUGUAAAGACAUUGGAUGGCUUUGGAGAUGAAGACUGAUGUUUAAAAUGUGAAAAGUAUACACCCUUAGAAGAAUAAAGAAUUUGGGUUUAAAAAAUUU
Messenger RNA from Nannospalax galili (Upper Galilee mountains blind mole rat), 4400 nucleotides. It is a transcript of the gene Nxpe3, whose product is annotated as neurexophilin and PC-esterase domain family member 3. The transcript has 9 exons. Lineage: Eukaryota; Metazoa; Chordata; Mammalia; Rodentia; Spalacidae. The record is from RefSeq and is a predicted model, not a curated record. Bases 1325 to 3004 code for a protein of 559 amino acids.